Molecule: messenger RNA, 3064 nt
Organism: Xylaria bambusicola
Lineage: Eukaryota; Fungi; Ascomycota; Sordariomycetes; Xylariales; Xylariaceae
Product: multicopper oxidase-domain-containing protein
Exons: 3
Coding region: 499-2685 (728 amino acids)
Molecular function (GO): oxidoreductase activity; copper ion binding
Source: RefSeq, a predicted model, not a curated record
AGAUUACCUAAAGACACAAUCGGGCCCAGGCGGCGUUUAAGUUUUUCCUUAUUUGGCAACUACCUAGGUACUAUGCGCCGCUAUCUCAGCCUGGAGCCACCUACUAUGUUAGGCCUAUCAGCGCGCUGUUUUAGUUAACGUGGGAGCAGCCUUUCUCGUCUGAACCUCGAGAUUCAAGAUUCACCACCACCAUCAUCAUCAUCAAGUCACCACUUCGACUCAUCCUCGAGCCAUCGUAUCUUCAAUGUCCUCAUACUAAGUGCCCAUGGCGGGCUCUUCCAUCAUCGGGAUUUUGCCUUUGCCCCUGAGACAACGUAUGCCUGUUUCUUCCGGCCUGUCACAUUCAACGCCAUUGCGUUCUCUCAUAAACACUUCAUGAGAUGAAUGAUCUCUGUAUGAUACUAUUGCGCCGCACUUUUGUCGACUAGUUUUCUGUAUUGGUGGCUUCUCCGUUUGUCUCCGUAUCAUCAACCAGAUAUCCCGGGGGUUAUCAUCAGCAUGGCGAGCUCCGACGACAACAAUCAUCGUUCUCGGACACAAGAUGUUCCAGCUGAAAGCGACUUGUAUCCAGAAGAUAUACCUAACAAUAUGGAGACAGAGGGUAGGCGGCUUCUCUCCGAUGACCAUCUCGAUGAAAAUCGAGGUCCUGGACGGCCGGUAUCGCAAACCCGCCGGAUAGGAUGCGCAUUUGUUGGAAUGUUCGUAAUGUUUGUAGUCGUCAUCUUCGGUCUUGCGGGCGUGCUCCUCUCCUUCAACCCCUCAAAACCGAGCGCUCAGUCGGCGGGUCAUGACGAUCAUGACGAUUCUGCGCCGAAACAGCCCGUUCGCUCAAAUGAUAGAUACAUAUUAGAUCCGGCCUGGGACUUCCUUGCUCCGAGUCAAGUUCGCGAAUACCAAUGGACCAUCACUGACGGGCAAGGCAGUCCCGAUGGCGUACAUAGGCCAAUGAUGCUUAUUAACGACCAAUUCCCGGGUCCCCUAAUUGAAAUAAAUGAAGGAGAUGUACUCGUCGUCAAGCUGGUGAAUAAGGCUUCUAAUGCAACCGCCCUGCAUUGGCACGGAAUGUUUCAAAACGGCACAAACUGGAUGGACGGCGCCGCUGGCGUGACCCAAUGCCCUAUUGCCCCUGGCCAGUCCUAUGAGUAUAGAUUCAAUGUCACGGGCCAGUCAGGCACCUACUUUUAUCAUGGCCACCAAGGCGUACAAGCACUCGACGGACUCGUAGGUCCAAUGGUAGUUCACAGCCAUCGUGAAGCAGCGAAGCCAUAUACGACGGAUCGCGUAGUCUUGUUACAGGACUGGUGGUACGACCCAGCAAGCGGUCACAUGCGAGACGUACUGUUUCCAGGUGUUGAAGAUGCGCCAAUUCCUAACACAGCAUUGAUGAAUGGCAUCAAUCAGGCAGUUUGCUCUGAUCAUCCUGACCGGAAAUGUACCGAGGUGAAAGCCGCAUCUUUGCCGCAUCUAGAUGUAGCGCCUGGUGAAAGACAUAGGUUGCGGUUUAUCAAUGCGGGUGGGUUUGCAUGGUUCCAGGUUGCCGUUGACGAACAUGACGAUUUGCAAGUUGUUGAAGUAGAUGGUACCAUUGUUGAGCCGACUCUGGCUUCACCAUUAGUUAUUUCCCCGGGACAGCGUUACAGCGCUGUUCUAAAAGCAGAUCAUGAUAAUGGAUCUUUCUGGCUUCGGGCGAGAAUGGUUACAGCUUGUUUUGCAGAACAGAAUUUACCUGAGAAUGGUAUCGAAGAGGCAAAGGCUAUCGUUCACUAUACGCGUAGUCUACAUGCCAGACACGGAGACCACGAGGAUGAGGAUGAAGAUGACGACGAUGACGACGAUAAUGCAGAGGAUAGCGAGGAAGAAGAGCUCAUGCUACCCCAGACAACCUCCGAGAUGCCAUUCCUCAAGGUUUGCCGCGACUUAAACCCAGACAUAUCUUUCAAGCCAUCGCCUCAACAAUCCGCGCCGCAGAUUGCAGAUCACUCAUGGUAUUUCCGCGUUAAUCUUGCAAUUGGUGACUGGCGUCUUCAACGGGGCGUUUUCAAUUCCUCGUCUUUUCGACCUAGUCUCAAGUAUCCUACAUUACACCGGGUCCUUGAUGGUCUUGCGGACAAUAACAAGUCCUUCACUGUGGAAGGCAUUAAUACAGCUGCAUUCAACGCCGAAUCGGAACUCGUCAUCUCGAACAACAAAUUAGAGACAGUCGAUGUCAUUCUCCAGAAUAUGGAUGAGAACAGCCACCCUUUCCAUCUCCAUGGGACCAAGAUGUGGGUGCUGGGGCAAGGUCAUGGCUAUUUCCCCGGAUACGAGGCCCUAGGCUUCAAGCCAGAUGGAAAAGGCAUUCUCGACGCAGCGAAUACGACUAUGAUAAGGAAUCCUCUCAAGAGAGAUACGAUCACAGCCGAGGGCUAUGGAUGGGUCUUGAUCCGAUUCGUAGCCGAUAAUCCUGGCGUAUGGUUGUUUCAUUGUCAUGUAAUCUGGCAUUCGGAGGCUGGCAUGGGAAUGCAAUUUGUGUCAAGACUAGAUGAUUUGCGCGGCGUGCAGGUCCCGGAUGAGGCACGUAAGCUGUGCGAUGCCCCUGAAGAGGAGCUACGGAAAGGAGCACCGCCGAAAGACGAGGUGUUUUUCGGGUUCGGCGAUGAUGAGCGUAGACGGUCGCGCAGUCAUGCAACUCGUUUCAAGGUAUAAGUUGUGACGAGUGUUGAAAGUAGCUUGUCACGAGAAAGAUCCUGGAUAUUAAUAUUACCGAACACUUAUUAGAUUCUGCAUCUCCCUUUAUCAAGUACCUCAAGCCGGCUCCUAAACACUUAUAUUUUGCCCUUCGUCCGACCUGUAAGCUGACUUACCCCUAUACCUCACGCACUGAUCAACGCUGUCCGAGAUGAGCGUGUGUCAUGUUCCUGACAUGGAGAACAGCUCAGUGAUCGAUGUUAGGCGAGUGGACCCCAUCUCCAAUGCACACCUCCGGACCGGCGGCCGCUAAGUUGGUUCUAAACCCCCGUCCAUCACUCUGCCGGUCUUGGUAGCACCAAGCCUGACUAGAGUUACGUCAUAUUUGUUUGCGUAG